AUGAACUUCGAAGUGAGCAGUACAAAACAAAUCGGAGUCGGCUUAACAGCCUUCGGAGUAUUCUUCAUAUUUCUGGGUAUUUUGAUGUUUUUAGAUUCUGCUUUGUUAGCGAUCGGAAAUCUCUUAUUUAUUGUUGGUAUAACUUUCGUAAUUGGAAUCCAAAGGACUAUGGUGUUCUUUUUUGAAAUGAGGAAACUAAAAGCCAGUGCACUCUUUUUCGGAGGGAUCUUUAUUGUUUUAUUCGGGUACCCCCUUAUCGGGAUUGUUUUAGAAAUCUGGGGAUUUAUUCUUUUAUUCGGUGGUUUUUUGCCUGGGUUAGUCAAUCUCUUAAGAAGCAUUCCUGGAGUGAACGCAAUCACUUAUCUACCUGGUAUACGACAAAUUUUCGAUAGAUUAGCUCCAGAGUCGAAAUAUCCAGUUUAA
Messenger RNA from Auanema sp. JU1783, 423 nucleotides. The record is from the annotation of a GenBank genome assembly. NCBI's taxonomy places the organism in Eukaryota, Metazoa, Nematoda, Chromadorea, Rhabditida, Rhabditidae.